Messenger RNA from Triticum dicoccoides, 2122 nucleotides. RefSeq lists its product as uncharacterized. The transcript has 4 exons. The coding region runs from base 120 to 1793 and encodes 557 amino acids. The record is from RefSeq and is a predicted model, not a curated record. Gene Ontology annotation, molecular function: protein binding. NCBI's taxonomy places the organism in Eukaryota, Viridiplantae, Streptophyta, Magnoliopsida, Poales, Poaceae.
AUAUAUAUAUAUAUAUAUUUAUUUAUCUGCCCUGGCGGCACCCGCCAAUCUUCGGAGACGACGCGCAGCUUCAACUCCUUACACAUCAGUUUUCAGACUGACCGGCGGCAACUCGGGCGAUGGCGAGGACUAGUCGCCGGCGACGGGCUGCCAAAUUGAUGGCCAAACCAUCGGUCAAGGCGGAAUCCUCCCUCGACGAGCUGUCCUCCCUCGACGAGCUGAAAGGCAAUCCAGACGAUAGGAUCAGCAGCUUGCCAAAUGACAUCCUGGUCAACAUUCUCGACCGACUCGAUGUUUGCGCCGCUGCGAGAACCAGUGUCCUCUCGAGACGGUGGAGUCAGCUUCCUGGCAUGGUCCCGCGGCUUACAAUCAGUGCUCGUGACCUCCUGCCCUCAGAAACUAAAACCAGCAUUUCCAAUGUUGAAUUGGUUCGGAAAACCACUGCAGCUGUGGCCAAAGAUUUGGCUAAUGCAACAGUGUCCAAAGCUGAAUUGGUUCAGAGGACCAAUGCAGCUGUGGCCAAAGCCUUGGCCGAUGCAGCCAAAGCUGUGGCCAAUAGAGCUGUGGCCAAAGCGACAAAGAGCAUACUGGCACGCAGGGAUCCGGGUGGAUGGCCCAUUCGCCUCUUGAGCAUGACGUUCUACUUGAGAGACGAUGCACCCAUAUCAGUUGGGCAUGCUGUUGGCAGUGCCAUGGUAACAUUCAAGGUUGAGAAGGCCGAAUUCACAGUUCUGACAGAGAAGGAACGCCUAGAGUGCACAAUUGAUGAUUUGAUGAAAUACGGGGCACGGUUUGUUUCAUUUUUUAAUGAGUGUACGAAUACAUUUGCUGGUCUCACGCGCCUCUACCUGGAGAAUUUAAGAUUCGCUGAAUCGGACUUCGUCUGCAACAUCCUUGUCACUUGCAAGAGAUUAAAACAUUUAUGUUUUCUCAAUUGCGACACAGAGAGUUGGAUAACGCUCCAAAUUGAACACGCAGAACUCAGUGAGCUCAGUAUUGUCAAUUGUCGUUUUGACAUGGUCAAAGUCGACUGGGUUCCGAAGCUAACCCGUAUGGUGUUUGAGUUUUGGAUGUCUUUCAAAGAACCGCCACUGUCAUUUGGCUAUGUCCCAUUGCUUGAUGUUCUGAGUGUUUCAAAUGUUGGUCUUAGUUGGCAUGAAAUGGUCAAGUUAAGUACAUUUCUUCAUGAGACCUCUGUUCGAGACCUGAGGUUGGGGUUUAAAUGCGAAAAGAUUUGGGUUCAACCAGAGUGUCUGACCAAAAGGCUGGCAUCUGUGUUCCACCAACUAAGGAUUGUCAAUCUAGUUGACAUUCCUGAAGGGUAUGAUCUCACCUGGACAAUGUUCAUUUUGGAAGCGGUGCCGUCCCUAGAGGAGUUCUACAUGACGGUAAUGGACCAUCCUUGUGAAAUGCAAAUGGAUCAGGAGAAGAGGAGGGCCAAGUUGUAUAGCGAGGACAAAGGUGUUGAGUGGGAAUCACCUGCAUCGAAUUUCAGGCACCACCGUCUGAGCAAACUCAUCAUCUUCUGUUUUCAGUCUGAUGAACACAUGGUGAGUCAUGUCAGGCGUGUCAUGAAAGCAGCGGUGAAUCUAGGGGAUGUGUACCUGUAUGAUAGACUGACAUGUCCAAAGUGCCGACACGUGAAACCUCUAAAGCGGACAAGGUUCCCGGAGACGAGCAAGCAGAGGUGUUGGGUGGAGAAGCAAGUCAGGGGGGGCAUCGAAUCACUUGCCACAAUCCACUUCCUGAGGAAUACUGAAAUAAGGGAUGAACAUGUUUCAAGGAUAGUGUAGUGUUUUCCUUGUGAGAUUCUUUGUGUGGGGUUCUGAAGGCAUUAGAGGCAGUUUAUUGAAUGGCAGUCUCGGUCGGAGCACUUCUCAAGAGAAAGUGGUUAGUUCUGCUUUGUGCUUUUUCGCCACGACUCAUGGCCAAAAGGCUUUUCUAGCUUGAUCUGCUUUUGUUGUUGCAACGGCUUGAUGAUUGUUCGUAUAAUUAAAUUCAGUUGGAAGCACUCGUGGCACUAUAUUCCCUGAAUUCUGUAAUCCAGUUAAAUAUGAGACCGGUUCUGUUUAUCUGUACGCUGUUGUGUAAAAUGGAAGUUAGUUGUGCUGGUGAGCAUCAA